Scleropages formosus (Asian bonytongue) is the source of this 5188-nucleotide messenger RNA. It is a transcript of the gene larp4b, whose product is annotated as La ribonucleoprotein 4B. The record is from RefSeq and is a predicted model, not a curated record. The transcript is spliced from 17 exons. NCBI's taxonomy places the organism in Eukaryota, Metazoa, Chordata, Actinopteri, Osteoglossiformes, Osteoglossidae. Gene Ontology annotation, molecular function: mRNA 3'-UTR binding. The coding region runs from base 482 to 2686 and encodes 734 amino acids. Gene Ontology annotation, biological process: positive regulation of translation. Gene Ontology annotation, cellular component: cytosol; cytoplasmic stress granule.
GGUCACGAGGAGCGCUGCGGGCCUUGCUUCGCAACCAACCGAUGGGCCUGGUUUCCGUGUGGAGAGGCGGGAGUUCCCAGAGCCUCCGCCGUGGUUGUGGAAGAGGAACACCGCGGUUCGGCCCGUCUCCACUGCUGUCGCCAGCCAGCUCGCCGAGGCUGUGAGUGCGCGGAUUGUGAGGAGAAGACGGACUCGUGAAGCGGCCCGACUUCCAGCUCAACCGCGCAGUCGGAUUUGACGAAAUUUGCGUCUCCGAGCCACCGAAAAACAACGAGUCGAAACUUCUCCCCUCUCGGGCGGUUUGCGGCCGGAAAGCCCGUUCCGCCUCCGGGGAAGAGUGGGAGGCGUCCCGUCCGACAGAGAGCGGUGGCGAGUCGCCGUCGUCUUGGAGCCCGAGCGGCACGGGGAGUGGUGGAGCGAGUCGACGGCUCACUCAGUGACGAAGACACUUCUCCCUGGGGGAUCAGGAAGCGGACGGCUCAUGACUUCUGACCAGGACACGAAAGUUGUAGCUGAACCACAGGUGCAGCAGGUCCAGGAAGCCAAAGACAGCAGUCACUUGGAAUGCGCCAAGGUUUCUGAUCUGAACCCAAAUGCCAAAGUAUGGUCCAGUCACGUGCUGAAUUUGGACACACCCGGGACUGAUGCUGCCACUGCUGUGAAGACUUGGAAGGAAGCCUCCAAGAGCCCGAGCAACCCUUUUCAGGCUGGGCAUGAGGCAGGUGAGGACGACAGCAAGCUGCGUGAGGAGCCCCUGUCCCCAGACUCCCAGGAGCCUCCUACUGACAUCCUGGAAGAUCCCACCCAGAUGGCUGCCAUCCUUCCCGAGUGCCAGGACUCCAUUUACGGCCAUUUUGAGCCCAGCCACGGACACGUCCCCACUGCUGUCAGCGGUCCCCAUCAGGAGAACCAGCAGGAGGACCUGUGGGAGCAGUUAAAGAAGACCCUGGAGUUCUGCUUAUCCCGUGAGAACCUUGCCAGCGACAUGUACCUCAUCUCUCAGAUGGACAGCGACCAGUAUGUGCCAAUUAUGACCGUAGCAAACCUGGACCAGGUCAAGAAGCUCAGCACUGACACGGACUUGAUCGUUGAAGUUUUGAGGUCUUUGCCUCUGGUCCAAGUGGACGAAAAGGGCGAGAAGGUGCGGCCCAACCAGAACCGCUGCAUCGUCAUCCUCAGAGAAGUCCCCGAGUCAACGCCGAUGGAGGAGGUGGAGGCUCUUUUCAAGGGCGAAAACUUGCCUAAAUUCAUAAACUGUGAGUUUGCCUACAACGACAACUGGUUCAUAACCUUUGAAUCAGAAGCUGACGCACAACAGGCAUAUCGGUAUCUUCGUGAAGAAGUGAAAACCUUUCAAGGGAAACCUAUUAAGGCACGGAUAAAGGCAAAGGCAAUCGCCAUCAACACCUUCCUGCCGAAGAAUGGCUACCGACCAACGGACACGAACCCCUUCGCUCAGCAGCGCUACACGUCCUUCUACGUGCCCCCUGUGUAUAGCCCCCAGCAGCAGUUUCCACUCUACAGCCUGAUUGCCCCCCAGGCCUGGACAGGAACACCCGGGUUCAUAGAGCCCACACUGGUGACACCUUUCCAUAAUGCUGGAUUCAUCAAUGGAUUCACUACAUCUCACACAUUCAAGCCUGCUACAUCACCUCUCACUAUCAGACAGUAUACCCCCAGAACCAGGAAUCACACCAAACCGCACUCACGACCUUUGCUGGGCACAAUGGAUCGCUGCACUGGGCUUCUUGACAGUCCUGCCAUCUUCAGUUUCCCUGGAGAGCGAGUGCUAAACGGCGUACGUGGCCCACAGGCCCGGCCGCCCCUCCAAAGUCGAGCACGCCUUCAGGCGGGGCUGGGAUAUCCACGGCGAGAUGUGGGCACAGGCCGCGUGGAACCUGCCACCACAGACUACUCAAUGGGUGUAGGCCUGGGGCUGGGCAGGGGAAGGAAAAAUAUUUACGGAUAUAGGAAAAAGAGGGAUGAAAAAUUUACAAGAGUCCCUACAUCACCCCCACCCCAGAAGCCUCCCUCCCCAAGCUUUGAGUUGGGACUCUCCAAUUUCCCACCACUGCCUGGGGCAGCAGGACAUCUCAAGGUUGAGGAGGCCUUGGAAGGCAGGCUGUCCAGUCUGGUGGUGAGCAACACCAAGGACAAGUUCCAGAACCUGAACGUUGAUGCCAGCACCAACACUGUUCCCUUGGGUAUCCCCAAGGAGCCUACAGAGAUGGUUUCCCCACCCCUGCCGUUGAGCCUCCAGCCUCCACCUUCUCCUCCACGUUCUCCCAAUGAGCCCACAACACCAGACCCCAAGGUCCCUCUGGAGCGACCAGCUGCCUCUCUCACUUCUGCCAGCAAGUCAGUCCAAGUCAAUGGUGCUGCCACAGAGCUUCGGAAGCCCAGCUAUGCGGAAAUUUGCCAGCGGAUAAAGGAGACUCCGUCACUACAGGCUCAGAAAGAUGCCAAGGUGCCUGGUGGGGGUGCUUCCCCUAUCCCUGCCAGCGACGACAGAAAAUGCCCCGACACGCUUGGCGACAAGGCCGAAUCCGCAAAGUCCCUCCCAGCUCGGUCCAGAGACGGGAGGAAGCCAGUGGGUCCGAGGCCUUCCCCUCCUCCUGCUCCUGCUCAAGGGAGUGACAGAGUCCCAACAAAGAGCUCCCUCCACCCUCAGAAGUCCCCACAGUAACCGCUCCAGAAAACGUGUCGGGGUUGUCAAAUGUGUCACAGAGCGGCCAGUUUGCAGUAAAAGUGGGAUCACUGGACCAGGACUUGCAGACAGAGGCACCUUUGUGUGUAGCGCAAGUUCAUCAUACCCACUAUUUAUUUUGCCUCUUCAUCAUUACUUCUCUAUUCUCUUGUCAGGAGCCUUUCUCUGUCACAGCCAAGCAGGCCUUUGCUGGUUUUCUUCAGGCUCUUUGGUCCUGGAGGUGAAAACUGGCUUUACUGGCCUCCAGGCUGCAGAGGGAGCUACUCCCAUUUUAUUUGAGGAGACAAGUAAGCUACAAAAAGUGUGCAGGUUUAACCAGAGCUGAACCAGGAGUUUUCCUGUGUUUUUGUGAUUUAUUUGGUCCAAAUUUGAUUCUGGUUUGUUGCAUUUCAGUAGAACAGCCUGUAAACCCAUUUGUUUUAUAUGGCUUUUAAAAGCUUAGUUUAUCAUUACACUAGAUUUUUCUGACUUGGUUGGAAUAACUGGCUUUUCUUUUUUUAAUAGUUUGGCUGUAAAUUCCUGAAUCCUUUCUCUCAACAAAAAAAUCUUUUUAACACCACCAUGUGGAACUUUGGUUGUACGGUUUUUUUUGGACUUUUGGAAUCACUUGUACAAGUGCUAAUUUAUGUUUUCUGGUUGUUUUUAGGGUGUCGUGGAAAGAGUUUUGGUUACCCUUCAUAAAUUUAGAAAAUAUUAAAAUGCAAAGCUAGUGUGGUGUUGAAGAGGCUGUUCCGCGUGAGUGGAAAUGUGUUCCUUUUGUGAGCAGAUAGUGAUUAAGUGAUCAUCUUGUCAGUCAGCAUCUGCAGACUUGGUUAUCUCCCUGACAGCAGGGUGUGUUUGGGGUACAGACACUAUCGGCAGCAAUAAACAUGAAUGAUUUGCUUUCUGUAGAACUGGAAGGUUUAUCUUGCUGCGGGGUUUUUUUUUUUUUUUUUAAACAUGCAGGACAUUUUGUUAGCCUUUCAUUUAGUCUUGGUGCUAGUGGUUGACUCUGAGGAUCGUUCCUUUCGUUGGUCUUGUACUGUAUUUAGAGAUACCGAUCUCUUAUCUUGUGCACUAUUUAAUUUCAAGAGAAAUUGGUUAAUUUCUGGUGUAACUUCAACAGUUUCUUCCAGUGCAAAAAGGGAACCUGAUUGGCCGACAGUUGUGAAAUAUGCUUGGUAAUGUCCAUCCAGCUCCAAAGCCCUUCGCAGGGAAACCUGUCUGCUGCGACUUCUUGAUAUGAAGUGCAAAAGCAGGUUAUUUCGAUCAUCAGUACAAUUGCUUGACUCCUUAUUGUACCUUCUAACAGCCAGUUUAACAAAAGUCAAUGGAGAAGUAACCAUACUGACACUGGCGCUUCGUGGAACUCUCCGUGAUGGGAACAGUCAUAAUUGUCUGCUUGAGGUUAUAGGGAUUUUUUUCCCCCUUCUGUGGAUUGGGGUGGUUAUUCAGCUUGUACGUUUAUAAUCCUGAUGCGUUGCUCUAGAUCCUCGAUUCCAGAUUUGUUUUGUGCUCUGGAGGUGCAUCAUGCAGAAGAACAGACCCGUGUGAUUGUUCACGCUGGUUUUUUGUCUUCGCUUUUUUCUGAGUAUUUCCUGUGGUGGCAACGUGAGCGUACUACAGUGGUAACUUGCGGUUAUCGGCCGUGCUUGAAAUUCCCCAGAGCUUUCCUGGAAAAUGUUGGCAUGUUGAAGUCCUUCUUCCCACUACGCAGCGGAGGAUCAGUUUGUGGAGCCAUUUGAAAAUUUCUCAUGCGUUGUUUGACUCACUGUGGAAUGUCGCCCUUCAGUGGAUCGUAGAGCGAGAGCUUGGCUUCUUGUCCGGGAUGAUGAUGAUGCAGUUUAGCCUGGCCAAGGGGAUUCUUCACUGUGGGUUUGUUGGUUCGAAUAACCCGCUUUGUCCUUGUACCCCAGACCCCCUAACUCUGUGCUCCGUUCACAAGUGCUCCUCUCUGGACAUUUGUGAUUUAUCUUGUAUCGCCAACGUCUUCCCGCAUGCAGGAGUAGGGAGGACUCUGGAGAGCAACAACGGCCAUGAGGGCCGGAGCUCAUCAGCCGUCCUUUCUUCUCAUCAGCCGCCUGGCUUUUAGUGGCGUUUCCUUUGAUCAGUUUCUUGUUUGUAUUUAAAAUUUGAAGGACUGAAAUGCACUAGGGGAAGCAGCCUAACUGCAACUAAUUAUUUUUAUGGUGUCGUUCACACCAUCGUGCACCACAAACAUUUUCAAACCAAUGCUGUUUAUUCCACAAAGAUAUAUCAUUUAAAAUGGUUUUCUUUCAGAGGAAACAUGAAUAUAUAUAUAUGUAAAAAUAUAUAUAAUUUCCAUCCAGUGUUUGAAAACUUGAAUUUUAUUUAAACUUGAAGAUGACUUUGCCUUAACUUUUUUAUAUGACAGCGUAGUUUGCUUUUGAACCCCAAACGGGUUAAAGAGAGCGACACACAGGAAAACUCGGUGACAUGUCACCAGUCUCACUUGGCCUAGAAAAAAAUAUAUAAAUCUAG